This is a messenger RNA of Linum tenue, 2408 nucleotides long. The record is from the annotation of a GenBank genome assembly. NCBI's taxonomy places the organism in Eukaryota, Viridiplantae, Streptophyta, Magnoliopsida, Malpighiales, Linaceae.
AUUUCCUUUCAAACACCGGCAAGGCAGGGGGAAACCUAAUUCCAAACCGCCACCGUCCGCCACUAGUCACUCUUUCCGGCGACGCUUUUGUUGUUGCCCACUCAAACACUGCAAUUUCCUUUGAUUUUUCUUGACGCCCUUCACUAUACCCAUCUGCUACAGUCGAGUUCGUCUGCGAACAUACCGAACGGACUGUUUCUCAGUUUCAAACUGAUAAUGGCGGAAGACGUACCCGAAGCGGCGGAGGUGUGGCGUUGGGUCAUCGAGUACCUCCCUAGUGUAAAAGAGUUCGAUCGGCAGCUUCUUGAAGAACUGGUCGAGUCAGUUCCGGAUGUUGUGAGGAAAAGCGCCGAGGAAAUGCUCCAGUCUCCACUUCCCGCCAAGUGUACCUUGGAGCUGCUUAAAGAGAAAAUACUGGGAGGCUUCAUUUCAGAAGAGUACUCGAAGAGGUGGUGUGGGGUGGUUCCUGACUCGAUGGAGUCUGAUUCUGUUCUUCCUAUGGAAUGUUCUGGUGCUCAGAUCAAUCAACGGCUGUCCACCGAUGAAGCAGGUGAUAAGCCACAGGGGAGUGAUUCAAUAGAAGAUGAUUCUUCUGAUGAUGAUGUUGUCCUUGUUGACAUUUCUGGUGCCAAUGCCGGUGUGGAAGUGCAGAAUGGUCUUCAACAAUCAACAGCUGCCGAGACAGUACAUUCUGCAGGAACCAGCGUUGCGAAUCGUGAUGGAAGGGUAGGAUUGGAUGGAAAGAAAUCAGUACGAGAUGAUGAUCGUGAUGGUUCUGUCCAUAUUGAGGGUUCUGAAUGGUUCCGAAUAGUAAGCAAUCAUCUGAUGAAGAAUUACAAUGCUAGUUCAAGUGAGGAUGUUCCAAAUAGUAAGCAAUCAUCUGGCGCUGUGGUAGAGAAUCCAUUGGUGAACUGUGAUGGGAACCGCAAUGAACUGGUGAAGUCGGGUGGAAAUAAGCCAAUUGAGACUAGUCACAGUGGUUCUUCAACGUAUGUGAAGAGUUCUGCUGCUCGUGCUAAUGAUAAACAGCCAUCUAGGGAUGGGGGAGACCGUCCUUUGCAGAAUGGUGAUAUGAACCAUCAGCAGGUCAAGUUGGGUGAAAAUUACACUCUGGUUGAGAAGAAUCGCGAUCACUCCCUUUCGACUAGGAGUUCUAAUAAUCCUCUUUCUAAUGGUGACGUCCAGAACGGUAAGCAGCCACCUGCUGCUGCGUUAGAGCAUCCUUUGGUAAAUGGUGAUGGAAACCGUGAUAGGCCAAUUCAGCAUCUUACUGUUUCGUCAACGUCUGUCAAGACUUCUGAUGCUCGUGCUGUUAAUAGUGCCAAUAACAGUAAGCAGCCAUCUGGUUCUACUGGGAUAGAGCGCCCUUCAAAGAAAAGUGAUAAGAACCCUGAGCAGCUGAAGUCAGGUGGGUACGGCACAAUUGAGAAGAAUCGAAUUGCUUUCAUUUCCAUGAAGAAUUCUGAUAAGGCAGCUCCAUCUAAUGAUGAGGAUAUCCAAAACCGUCAGCCACCACCUGGUCCUGCGGUAGGGCAUCAUCAUCCUUUGGUAAGUGGUGACGUAGACAAUGCUAAGCUAUUAAAAUCAAGACAUAAGAAGCCAAUUCAGAUGCCUCGUCAAGUUGGUUCGCCUUCUGAUCCCGGUGCUCACACUAAUCAAGUGCAGAAUCAUCAGCAACCAUCCCAUAUGGAGACUGAAAAAGAUCAGCAAAAUGACCGUCUUAAUCGGAAGAGGAAGGUGAACGAUUUCCUAGAGAAUCACCAGCUGCUACCGGCUCCAGGAAUUGCAGGUCCCACGGACCUAAAUCUGUGUGUGAAGUGUCACCAAACCGGGGCGGUGUUGGUUUGUGCAACUGCUGGUUGCCCAAUGAUGCUUCAUAAAAGCUGCCUGGGUUUCAAUGUAGAGGAAGGAGGAGGAGAAGGAAGCUUUCAUUGCCCUCUUUGUUCAUAUAGUCGAGCUGUUGCAGAGCUCCGUGAAGCUCAGAGACGGGUUGCCUUAACACGAAAGGAUUUAUCCGGGUUUGUCGUUGGUAUGCAACUCUAGCAAGCAACAACCUUACCUGCGUGUGCUUUUACUCCCGAGGUACUUAGUACUAACCCGCCUUUUGCCCCUGAGUUGUUGUAGAAGUAGUGAAGCUAUAACGACCGUUCAGCUUGGAAUUGAAAGGAUUAGUAUACUUUUGGAAGGGUAGGUAGUGAUCAGGUUCAAGUGAUUCUGGAAUUUAGUGUUCAUAUAGGUCUCUUCUUUCUUGUUGCUCAUGUAUAUAUAAUUUUGUUGAGGCAAUCUGCAGCUUAUAUAUAUGAAGCGUAGCCCAAUAGCUUGUGAUUUUAUUCCUCAUUCUCGUUUGCCCGUGCAUAUUACCGAGUGCUGUUUGAGAAACAUGGCGAACGAGCACCAAUUUUAGCUCU